Messenger RNA from Hansenula ciferrii, 840 nucleotides. RefSeq names its product Sds3p (gene SDS3). NCBI's taxonomy places the organism in Eukaryota, Fungi, Ascomycota, Saccharomycetes, Phaffomycetales, Wickerhamomycetaceae. Gene Ontology annotation, cellular component: Sin3-type complex. The transcript is spliced from 2 exons. The record is from RefSeq and is a predicted model, not a curated record. The coding region runs from base 1 to 840 and encodes 279 amino acids. Gene Ontology annotation, molecular function: histone deacetylase binding. Gene Ontology annotation, biological process: negative regulation of transcription by RNA polymerase II.
AUGGAACCAGCAUAUUAUCCUCAGGCUCAGAAUGAUUUGAUAUCCAAGAAGGAUAAGAAGAGAGCUACUGUACAGAAUAAGCUAAACAAGAUUGAUGAGGGCUUCAAAUAUGAAAAAGAUUACCAUUAUCGUACCAUGUUGCAAGAUUUACAAAGAUCAUUAAGUACCAUACAUCAAGGAACAAAUGAAGUACUUGUGGAACGUGUUAAAGAUUUUGAAGAAAGAAGAGAUUAUGACUUAGUUGAAUUGAGGCUAUGGGAAGAAUACCAAGUGAAAAGAACCGAAAGGGAAUUUACUGAAGAAGUUGAAAAGGCAAAUAAUGAACAUGAUGAGAUGGUAAAAUUAGUUAAAGAAAAAUUAUAUGCUAAUUUAGAAAAACAAAUUAAACUAUUGAAAGAAGAUAAGAUACUACUGGAUUUAGCAAAUUCACAUUCUUAUAAUAUGGACACCACGUUAACAAAUCAAAAUGAUUAUCAUAAAAAUACAAGAUCUUCAAAUUCUCUCAAAGAUAGUUCCAUAAGUUCUAUUGGAUAUUUAAGUGAUAGAAGAGGUUUAAGAAGACGUGAACCAAACUAUAAUAGUACAAACAAUGAUGAUAGUCAUCUAAGUGCAAAUGAUUCAGGUAAUAACUCAUCAUCUAAAAAGAGAAGAAAACCAAAUGGAACAGGAAACAGUUCAGCUGAGGAAACUUAUCAAAGUGAUGCUGGUGAUUUAAGUUCUAUAUUGUUUGGUGAAAAACCUGAGAAAGUACACACCAGACAUUCAUCUAAGGCAUUUGUUCCGCCUAUUGGGUUGAAAACUGAAGAAAUUAAUGACGAUUUAGCAUUGAUGAAAAAAUGA